Caenorhabditis angaria is the source of this 872-nucleotide messenger RNA. NCBI's taxonomy places the organism in Eukaryota, Metazoa, Nematoda, Chromadorea, Rhabditida, Rhabditidae. The record is from the annotation of a GenBank genome assembly.
AUGGUCGCUGACGUCAAAUCACCAGCAGGACUUGCUGCUUUCAACCAAACUCUUGCUGAGCAAGCUUUCGCCAACGGGUUAGUUUGAUUUUCCCAUUUUUGGGCCAACAGAAAAUUUGAGAUUCGUGGAAACUUCAAUUUUUUGAAAUAUUUAGAGGUUUUCAGUGAAUAAAGAUAUAAGUAUGAUGUCACUAGGAAUGAAUGCAGAGACCUCUCUAAAAAUGAAAAAGGCAACAAUUCUUGAAAAGUGCAGAAAUAAUUAUUAGAUGAGAGUUAAAAAAAUGUCCAGCUUAAAUUCAAUUUAUUUACAGCUUUGUCUACUCUGGAGAGGAUGCCCAACUUUUCGCUGCUCUCGGAUCAGCUCCAGCUGCUGCAACAUACCCAAAUGUUGCCCGUUGGUUCGCUAACAUCGCUUCAUACACUGAAGCCGAACGCAAAGCCUGGCCAUCAGCAGGAGGAUCAGCUGCCGCUGCUGCUCCAGCCGGAGAUGACGACUUCGAUUUGUUCGGAUCUGACGAUGAAGAUGAUGCCGAGAAGAAGAGAAUCACCGAAGAAAGAUUGAAGGCUUACAAUGAGAAGAAAUCCAAGAAACCAGGCCCGAUCGCUAAAUCAUCAGUCAUUUUGGAUGUCAAACCAUGGGACGAUGAAACCGACUUGGGAGAAUUGGAACAAUUGGUCCGUGGAAUCGAAAUGGACGGACUUGUCUGGGGAGGUGGUAAACUCAUCCCAAUCGGAUACGGAAUCAAGAAAUUCCAAAUCAUCUGCGUCAUCGAAGAUCUUAAGGUCUCAGUUGACGAUCUUAUCGAAAAGAUCCAAGGUGAUUUCGAAAACCACGUCCAAUCAGUUGACAUUGUCGCUUUCAACAAGAUCUAA